AGCCUGGGGAGCAGUGUACCGCGGUUAGACUCCGGCGCCUGGCGGUCUCACCUGACGCCGCUCUCUUCUAACCCAGUUUCUACCUUUCAGUGCCUGGCAGUCUGAGCCCCUCACUUUUCUGUUUUUGGCUUGCCUAAGGGAAUCAAAAUUCUGACCCAGUUCCCCCAUCACCGAGCCUCUGCCGAAUCCCCGGCACCGUGGAAAUCAAGAUAAAUGGGGGAUGGGGAGGUGGAUUGAGGAAACCACGUGUUUGCAGGCACCAAUGUAGGAGAUCUUGAGCCCCGGAAAGAGGAGAAUAAAGGCUAUCUUGAGUUCUGCGACAGCGGUUCAGAAAACUCCACCAGAUGUCUGCUGUGACGACUUCAGCCAAUGGAGACUUUCAAUGGUUACGAAUGGAGUCGCUGGGAAGUCAUGGGCAAUUGUAAGCCAGCUGAAGAACACUUUCAAGAAAUCAACAAUCACGUCUGUAAGGUAAAAUCUGCCUAGAGAAGGCUGAGAUGGAGAAAGUAUCCUAAACCCUGGGGAUCAAAUGACUGACCUGCAGGGAACUCAGAAAGGAGCCCCCAGAAUCGAGACCCCUAAAGACAAAGGCGGCGCGGAAACUACGGAGACUCGAAAUUAAAGACCCUUCCUGAAAAAGAGGAAACGAGAAAAAAGAGGAGCGAGGCGGACAGAUCUCAGGUAGACAUUGGGAAGGGACAAGAAAGAAGAAGAGAAGCAAAAGAAGGCUUGCAGGAUCGCAGCGGACAAGCAGGAAGUGGAAUGCAUCCGAUUUCAAAGCCAAGCUCCGCAUCCCGCUUCGCAUCCCUGGGUGGAGCCGCCUGUUCUGGGUGUCGUCUCCCCUGGCGUCCUCGUUCCUGCACAGACACGGGCAACUCUUCACCAGAGCGACACCGUGUUGUGUCAAGGUAUCCGGGAGGAGCCUCACUCCUCGCGCUGCACCCUAGAUUCCUCCACCCGGCCUCCCAGCUCUGAGCGCAGGUCAGCCCAGUUAGUUGGUUUCAACCCGCAGGUCGCGGGCUGCGCGAACUGACUGCAAGCUCCUUGGCGCUGCCCCCUCCCGCCCCCCGGGCCGCGGGGCUGCUCUGAUUGGACGUGGCUGCGCCUGGCCGGCCAAUGGUGAGGCGGCGGCAGCUUCCCGGAAGUGGCGGCGCGGCCGGCGGCGGCUGGGGCUUCCGUUGCUCUCUAGGCAGGCGGCCAGUCAGCCCGGGUUGGCGGACGCAAUGAGCUGCUUCGAGGGGCAGAUGGUCGAGUAUCCAACCAUCUCCAUAGACCGCUUCGACCGGGAGAACCUGAGGGCCCGCGCCUACUUCCUGUCCCACUGCCACAAAGAUCACAUGAAAGGAUUAAGAGCCCCUACCUUGAAAAGAAGGUUGGAGUGCAGCUUGAAGGUUUACUUAUACUGUUCGCCUGUUACUAAAGAGCUGUUGUUAACAAGCCCGAGGUACAGAUUUUGGGAGAAACGAAUUAUAUCCAUUGAAAUUGAAACUCCUACCCAGAUAUCUUUAGUCGAUGAAGCAUCAGGCGAGAAGGAAGAGAUUGUUGUGACUCUCUUACCAGCUGGUCAUUGCCCAGGAUCAGUUAUGUUUUUGUUUCAGGGCAACAAUGGGACUGUCUUGUACACGGGAGACUUCAGAUUGGCGAAAGGAGAAGCUGCCAGAGUGGAACCCCUGCACUCCGGGGGCAGAGUGAAAGACAUCCAGAGUGUGUACUUAGACACGACUUUCUGCCAUCCGAAAUAUUACCAAAUUCCUAGUCGGGAGGAGUGUCUGCGUGGGAUCCUGGAGCUGGUUCGCAGCUGGAUCACGCGGAGCCCGUACCACGUGGUGUGGCUGAGCUGCAAGGCUGCCUACGGGUACGAGUAUCUCUUCACCAACCUCAGCGAGGAGUUCGGAGUCCAGGUGCACGUGGAUAAACUAGACAUGUUUCGAAACAUGCCUGACAUCCUUCAUCAUCUCACAACAGACCGUGACACUCAGAUCCAUGCGUGUCGGCAUCCAAAGGCAGAGGAAUAUUUUCAGUGGAAUAAGUUACCCUGUGGCAUUACCUCCAAAAAUAGAAUUCCACUCCACACAAUCAGCAUUAAGCCAUCCACUAUGUGGUUUGGAGAAAGAGCCAGAAAAACCAACGUCAUUGUGAGGACUGGAGAGCGUUCGUACAGAGCCUGCUUUUCUUUUCACUCCUCCUACAGUGAGAUUAAAGAUUUCUUGAGCUACAUCUAUCCUGUGAAUGUAUAUCCAAAUGUCAUUCCGUUAGGCACAACUAUGGGUAAAGUUCAAGAAAUCUUAAAGCCUUUAUGCCGAUCUUCCCAGAGUACCGAGCCGAAGUAUAAACCACUUGGAAAAUUGAAGAGAGCAAGAACAAUCCACCUAGACUCAGAGGACGACGAUGACAGUGAUCUCUUUGAUGACCCUCUGCCAGUACCUUUAAGGCACAAGAUUCCAAGCCAGCAAACUCUUCGCCCUGAGGUAUUGCCCACGACUGCGAUUUCACAAGACCAGCCUCAAAAACGGAGAGAAAGCACGGGGUGCUUCAGUGCAGAGAGUAUGCCAACAACUUUCCUUUGGGCAGACUUUAUAGAUUGUGAGGAAUCCAACAGUGAAAGUGAAGAAUCCGAAAUCCCAGCUUCAGCUCAAGGAGACACGGGUCCUGUCCCCCAGCUCCAGAAGAGGGCUGAUGGGGAAGUACCACAGUGGGAAGUGUUCUUUAAAAGAAGUGCUGACCUCACUGAUGACUGUCUGGAGAACCUCCCGUCCUCCACAGAGGCAGGGGGCUCUCAGUCUCCGAAGCUUUUCAGUGACUCCUCUGAUGGGGAAUCAACUCACAUCUCUUCCCAGACGUCUUCUCAGUCAACACACAUAUCAGAACAAGGAAGUCAAGGCUGGGACAGCCAGUCCGACACUGUUCUGCUAUCUUCCCAAGAGAGAAAUGGGGGUAUGGCCUCCUCGAGCAGACGUGUCUACAGGCCAGGAAUCAAAGACAACACUCUUGCCCCUCAGAUGGAACAAAAUGUACUUUGCCCAAAGGACACAUACUCUGAUUUGAAUAUCAGAGAUCAAGAUGUAAGUAUAGGUUCUAGUGCUGGAGAGACGGCUACUCUGAGCAGCGGGAAGCACACGCCUCAGGAGAAAAGGCCACUAAACCCAAGCAGCAGCGCAGAGUCACCAAGCUCCUCUGAUUUUGAAAUUCCCUCCACUCCAGAAGCCGAGCUACCUACACGAGAGCAUUUACAAUAUUUCUAUGAGAAGUUGGCAACAGGGGAGAGGAUAGUAGUUGAAAAAAGAAAAAGCUCACUUCAUUCUAGAGCAACCACUAAAAAACAUACCAAGAGAUAA
Molecule: messenger RNA, 3335 nt
Organism: Balaenoptera acutorostrata (minke whale)
Lineage: Eukaryota; Metazoa; Chordata; Mammalia; Artiodactyla; Balaenopteridae
Gene: DCLRE1C
Product: DNA cross-link repair 1C
Exons: 16
Coding region: 1224-3335 (703 amino acids)
Biological process (GO): interstrand cross-link repair; protection from non-homologous end joining at telomere; double-strand break repair via nonhomologous end joining
Molecular function (GO): damaged DNA binding; 5'-3' DNA exonuclease activity
Source: RefSeq, a predicted model, not a curated record